Messenger RNA from Armigeres subalbatus, 1599 nucleotides. Its product is annotated as tubulin alpha-1 chain-like. Gene Ontology annotation, biological process: mitotic cell cycle; microtubule cytoskeleton organization. Gene Ontology annotation, cellular component: cytoplasm; microtubule. The transcript is spliced from 2 exons. Gene Ontology annotation, molecular function: structural constituent of cytoskeleton; GTP binding. The record is from RefSeq and is a predicted model, not a curated record. The coding region runs from base 157 to 1509 and encodes 450 amino acids. NCBI's taxonomy places the organism in Eukaryota, Metazoa, Arthropoda, Insecta, Diptera, Culicidae.
UUCCAACCGUUCCAUUUAUCAUUAUAAAUCUAUCUGUGACUUCGGGUUUAACCAUCAUUCUCAGUUUGGAAGGCGUCCUUGUAAGCUGCCCCAAGCCGAGCUUUUCUGUGAAUUUUUAGAAGUUAUUUCCAUUUGUGUUAAUCUACACUUUUGAAAAUGCGUGAAUGUAUCUCUGUACACGUUGGUCAGGCCGGUGUUCAGAUCGGUAAUGCCUGCUGGGAACUGUACUGUUUGGAGCAUGGAAUCCAACCGGACGGUCAGAUGCCCUCGGACAAAACCAUCGGCGGAGGAGACGACUCUUUUAACACUUUCUUUAGUGAAACCGGCGCUGGAAAGCAUGUCCCACGUGCUGUUUUUGUCGAUUUGGAACCAACGGUCGUCGAUGAAGUACGCACUGGAACCUACCGUCAGCUGUUCCACCCUGAGCAGUUGAUUACUGGCAAGGAAGACGCCGCUAACAACUAUGCUCGUGGUCACUACACCAUCGGAAAAGAAAUCGUUGAUGUCGUCCUGGACCGUAUCCGCAAACUGGCCGAUCAAUGUACUGGAUUGCAAGGUUUCCUCAUUUUCCAUUCGUUUGGUGGAGGCACUGGAUCCGGCUUUACAUCUCUGCUGAUGGAGCGGCUUUCAGUUGACUAUGGCAAAAAGUCCAAGCUCGAAUUUGCUAUCUACCCAGCACCACAAGUUUCUACUGCUGUUGUUGAACCAUAUAAUUCUAUACUGACAACCCAUACUACCUUGGAACAUUCGGACUGCGCAUUUAUGGUUGACAAUGAAGCUAUCUAUGACAUCUGUCGUCGUAAUCUGGACAUCGAGCGCCCAACCUACACAAACUUAAACCGCUUGAUUGGUCAAAUCGUAUCAUCGAUCACCGCCUCGCUGCGAUUCGAUGGUGCCCUAAACGUGGAUCUUACUGAAUUCCAAACAAACUUGGUGCCGUACCCACGUAUUCAUUUCCCGCUGGUCACUUAUGCCCCAGUCAUCUCAGCUGAGAAGGCGUACCACGAACAACUGUCGGUGGCAGAAAUCACCAAUGCUUGUUUCGAGCCUGCCAACCAAAUGGUCAAAUGUGAUCCUCGUCACGGCAAGUACAUGGCUUGUUGUAUGUUGUACCGUGGCGAUGUCGUUCCGAAAGAUGUCAAUGCUGCCAUUGCCACCAUUAAGACCAAGCGUACAAUUCAGUUCGUAGAUUGGUGUCCAACUGGCUUCAAGGUCGGUAUCAACUAUCAGCCACCAACAGUUGUUCCCGGUGGUGACCUCGCCAAGGUGCAGCGUGCUGUGUGCAUGUUGUCCAACACGACUGCUAUUGCCGAAGCGUGGGCUCGUCUAGAUCACAAGUUUGAUCUGAUGUAUGCCAAGCGUGCCUUCGUCCACUGGUACGUCGGUGAGGGUAUGGAGGAAGGUGAAUUCUCUGAGGCCCGUGAAGAUUUGGCCGCCCUCGAGAAGGAUUACGAAGAAGUCGGCAUGGACUCCGGAGAGGGCGAGGGUGAAGGUGCUGAGGAAUAUUAAAGUGCAAGGUUGAUCACAAUGACGAAUAUGGCAUCAUGCGAAGCAUAAUUCAAAGAAAAAAAAAUGAAUAAAUUGUCUACUCAUAUAAUA